Messenger RNA from Meloidogyne enterolobii, 231 nucleotides. The record is from the annotation of a GenBank genome assembly. NCBI's taxonomy places the organism in Eukaryota, Metazoa, Nematoda, Chromadorea, Rhabditida, Meloidogynidae.
AUGUUAAUUUUUUGUAUCCAGUCAAUUGCCCCUCCAAUACUUCGAUUUGCUUUUAGUAAACUUUUACGAGAACAAGCUUUAUUAGCCCUCGGAUUGAAAUCAUUUUUGUUAAAAAGAGGACGUUUUAGGUUGUGGACAGUUGUAGCUUCAUUUGUUAGUAAAGGAGGUGUGGGUGGUGCUGGACAAUUGGCAGCACAAAAUGCUGCAUCGAAGAGAAAUAAUUUACAUUAA